GUCAUUUAAGCAAAGUUCUCGUGAGCUCUUCUGUGGGCUGGCUGAAAGUUGGGGAGGCGCGAAGGCUUGCCAGCCAUCUCCCCCAAAGGAAAUGUUUGAGGGAAGAAGUGUGAAUGUAUCUAGUUAUUUACAACAGACAUUUAUAAAAAGAAGUUAAAAUGACAGAUAACUUCUUACCUUUGUGGAAUACUUCAGUGAACUUUUUAACUUAAUUUUUUUCCUAUCCCACUCAUUUCUGGGUGGUUGGCUAUAUCUUACAUUGUAGCCUAGCUAAAACAUAAACCAUUUGUUUUUCUUGCAGACAAAGUAUAAUUGGAUUUAUCUUUGUCAGGAGACAAUCUAUUAUGGCCUUUAUUUCAUACAGUUUCAGAUGUCUUUCAGUGGCAGAAACAAAUUAAUGUACCUUUUUAUUAGGUGUUGUAUCUAUUUAAUUGACUGUCAAAGUGAUGAGAAGUUAGGAAAUCAUCCAAAAGAGGGGUCCAUCUCCCUUAGCCCAACAGCUCACACAUUAGGUAGGCUUGCCCUGUCAGUGGGAUGCCUUUAGAAAACACUAAUAGCUUCCAGCUGGGUGGAAAAUCAAAACCUUUGGGGUCUGACAAAACUAGCAGAUUUGAAUUUGAAAGCAGAGCUAAUGCCUCCAUUUUAUUUUUUACCACUCGCCCAUAAAACAUCAUUUUCCAAUAUGUCAGCCUCAUUUGCUGGCCAGUGGUCUGAACUUGAGAGUGGAACAAGUGAGCAGAGAAAUCUGGACGUUAGUGAGUCCGCCCUUUCAAGCUGGUGUGCCGCUUGGUGGAAGGGUCUCCCCUAAGAGCAGGGGGGUCUUAAUGACCAUUCAUCAAUGCUCAUUGGCUGAUCAUUGAGUGCCUUCUCAUUCAGUUUAUCAAGUCUUGCACAUAAAAAGUCAGAAUAAGCGUUAUUCAGCUUUGUUAAAGGCAACUAGGAGUAAAAUGCUCCAUUUGAACCCAUUUUGCCCUUGUUUUUUCGUUUUGUUAAUGCAGCCCUGCUUAAAUGAGUGCCUUUAUUGGGUCAGUUAGAAUAUCCGAAACUAUUAAUUCUCUUGUAUUGAAUAGCUGGUGGCAGGCCCGAGCAGAUGGGGUAGGAAGGUAUUUGGUUGGGUGUAUUGCUUUCAAUUAGGAUCAAUGAGGUUUCAGCUCCUUUGAAUUAACUCACUUAAUACCCACUGUGUGAAGUCACAGUGUAUCACAACAGCCUGCUGGAAGCAGAGAGGAAAGUUGAGAAGACCUGUGGAAAAGCUUUAACUUAAGUUCUCCCUUCACCAGUGUGGAGAGCUUUCAUUAACUGCAGGCGGUUUCAGUAGACUGCUAGUCCCUACUGGUAAGUCAGGUUUGAACAAAGGAAAAUCUGUACGUUAGGGCUGGUCUGUUUUGGAAACAAGUGAAAAAUACCUUGGAGUAAUACAAUACCAUAAUGCCUUUCUAGUGAAUGAUCUAAAUUUAUUGUCAAAAACCAAUUUAUGUAUUUUUUUGGGAGCCCGGCAUUCAGUCGUUGACUAAAUUUACCGAUUUGGAAAGUGAUUAUUUAGAUGACUCUCUUUUAAAAAUGCUCUGUGUUCUUAAUUAAAAGACAUGUGUUAACUGACAUGGCUCUCCUGAGGAAGUUACUUAAUUGAACAGCGAUGUAUUCUUUGUUAUUGUUUUGAAUAUAUUUUUAUUUCAUAAAACAUGUUUCCUGAUGGUGAUUGAGGACAGUGUUUUGUGCUGGAGAAAACUUUUGCAAUACAUAUUCUUUUUCCCCCAUUCACCUACAUAAAUGCCUUCAUCAUGUUAUUGUCUAUUUUUAUUAUACAAUUUGGAUGUUAGAGAUCUUGGCUCCUUAUACUCUUUCUUUCUUUUUUUUUUAUUAAUGGGAAAGUUAUUUCUGUCUCAGUAACUGUGUGGAACUACAUACCCAGGUUUCCCUAUUCACGGAGAACUGCCAAAUGGGGUUCUGCUGCUUUGCUGGCCCCCAUGGACUAAAGAAUAAAAGAAGGAAACUGGUUCCUUGAGAGAACGCUGAACUAGUCUUAGAUGCACACACGUUCAGUGAGGCCCUUCCUGCAGUCAGACUUGUAGGUGAGAGUCUCCAGAGAUCCCGGUUUUGUUGACGUGGAUCAAUUUAAAGUGGCAAUUACUGUAGUCAGAUAACAGCUUAAAAAGCUUUUUUACACAUAGAAAAGAUACAUAAUCACACGGCAUAUGGAAGUUCAAUUUUCUGAGCUGUGGUUUAGGGACUUGAAGUGUACUGAUAUUAAGACCCAGUUUUAAAACCGAUAUCAUCCAGUUUUCUUAAAGUGUACUGCAUUUCUGUCAUCUGAUUUUCUAUUUCACAAGUGAUUCACCGUGCAUAUUGAUGAAAGGUUGGGUUUCCCACUGUGAAAAUGUUUUCUUUCUAAUGUAGGUAUAGUAUAAAAAAUAAUCAGCGGCAUGUAGCAUUGGGUGGCUUUUAAAAAAAAGUACUCUCUUUAAAAAUGAAAACCUACAGAUUUAGGAUGCUGGAUUCCAUAAAGGCCCUUAUAGUAGGACUUAAUUGAUUAUCACACUCAUGCCUGCUAUAAAGCUUUGUGUCAUAAGAAUGUUUGAGCUUGGUGCUUAACUGUACUGAAAUCCAUUACACAGAACCUCAUUACAAGUGACAUCUAAGAUGAACAAAAAGAUUGGCCUCAUAAAUAGGGUGCAGUAUACUAUUAGUGACAGAACGGAGUAAUCAUUAUGAAUUGUAGUCUUUUUACAAGUUGUCUCUGACAGUGAUGGAUUUUUGAGGGGUUCACUAGAUGAAGCAGUGCUUCCUGGAUGCAGUAUUUGGGGGCUGUGGAAGUCCAAUAAGCAAAGGACAUGUUGGAGACUGUGAAGGGAUAGCAAGAGUUAAGGGGAUGCACCCGUCUGUCGUGUUCCUUGAGCUAGCAGGCUGGUCAGAGGCUCCGGAGUAGAAUUGUUGCUGUGUUUACAGGGGAUGGAACAUACAUUGGAAAGGUAAAGCCUGAGGGAUCUGCCUCAUCACGUGCCCUCCUGUUAAAACAAACACACACAGACCUCGGAAAGAUUUGCAAGUGUUAAAUUGAGGAAGAGUUUCAGAAGAGAACGUAUUUUCCUUCUGCCUGGCAUUUUUGUGUGUUUAGAAAAGGCAUGCAAGGCAGGCAGGCGUAGGUUUCUCCUAUGAGGCAAGGAUGUUUUACAAAGGACUAAAGAAGGACUGCUGAGAGGAAAAUAGCCAGCUUUAGAUAAAGCACUAUAACAAAAGAGUGUACUUUUAUAUAUCAUGGUGUCCAUUAAAGCUUAAUAGGGAAGAGUCCAUUGAACCUGGCUGGGUAUGUGUUAUUCAUGGGAAGGAUAAACAUUUAAGGGUGUGCAAAAAAUCAGGAAUCAGGAGGACGUGAUUGUUCAGCUUUUGAAAAGGCUCUACAGUGAAGAUUUUGUUUUCAUCUCCCAUGGAUCUCUAUGCAAGAUAGGAGAGUAAGCUGAAAAUGUUUGGAGCAUGUCAACGCGGGGAUCCCGGGGGUUAAAAGCACUCUAGUAAAAUAAAAGUGGUCUGCUUCUGCUUCUCAAAGUGUUCUAUUUUACACACAUUACUGAGAAGCUGACAAAGGGAAUGAUUCUGAUACUUUGUUCACUGUGAUAAACUGGCACAAUAUACAAAGUCUUAUAAAAAUGUUUUUAUACUGUUUUAGAUUUCCAGUUCAAUAAACAAGCUUUGAGGUAUGUACCUAUGUUUGUUUUUUAAUACAGUUGCCAAUUAUGGCUGUUAACAUGAGAAGAUGAAGGGAAGCCUUUAAUUGUGAGCAGUGGUAGGGGGCCAGGUCUUUCCAUUCUUUUGGCAAAAUAAGGGUUAACUUGUAACGGGAGGGGGGCGGUGGUGAAUGAAUUAUUCAGCAUUUAGCUUAUCAUUCUGCCUUUUACUUUCUGUUCUUUGGUGCUCUGGAACUUGGGGAGAGAAGUAGAGUGGGUAAGAGGAGAUAGGGGUUGUGAUACUUUGCACACACAUCCCUGUCAUUGUUCUGCCUGAGGAGACAGGGCUGGGUUCAAGGCCACAUGUGCUCCUGUCAUCAUCCACAUUUCUGCUCCAAGUGCAAUCCGGAGUGUCAGCUCUCCAUCUGUCUCUGCCUGGCAGGCGCACGCGCCCAGCACCCUGCCUCGGGCUAUGCCGCCCCAGCCCCUUCUGACGGCCCUCCUCUCUCCGCCGCCGCUCAUUCCAGAACAGGAGGCAUGAGCCCCGAUCGCGCUCGCUUUUAGGAGAGAGCCACUUUCCGUGUGGACUCUGGAUUCAAGGAUGCCUGAUCGGACUGAGAAGCACUCCACGAUGCCAGACUCACCUGUGGAUGUGAAGACCCCGUCUAGGCUGACUCCUCCCACGAUGCCACCUCCCCCAACAACUCAAGGAGCUCCGAGAACCAGUUCAUUUACACCAACAACAUUAACCAAUGGCACGAGCCAUUCACCCACAGCCUUGAAUGGGGCCCCCUCGCCGCCCAGUGGCUUUAGCAAUGGGCCUUCCUCUUCUUCCUCUUCUUCUCUGGCUAAUCAACAGCUGCCCCCAGCCUGUGGCGCCAGGCAACUCAGUAAGCUGAAACGGUUCCUUACUACCCUGCAGCAGUUUGGCAAUGACAUUUCACCCGAGAUAGGAGAGAGAGUCCGCACCCUCGUACUAGGACUGGUGAACUCGACUUUGACAAUUGAAGAAUUUCAUUCCAAACUGCAAGAAGCUACUAACUUCCCACUGCGACCUUUUGUCAUCCCAUUUUUGAAGGCCAACUUGCCCCUGCUGCAGCGUGAACUCCUCCACUGCGCAAGGCUGGCCAAACAGAACCCUGCCCAGUACCUCGCCCAGCAUGAACAGCUGCUUCUGGAUGCCAGCACCACCUCACCUGUUGACUCCUCAGAGCUGCUUCUCGAUGUGAACGAAAACGGGAAGAGGCGAACUCCAGACAGAACCAAAGAAAAUGGCUUUGACAGAGAGCCUUUGCACUCAGAACAUCCAAGCAAGCGACCAUGCACUAUUAGCCCAGGCCAGCGGUACAGUCCAAAUAACGGCUUAUCCUACCAGCCCAACGGCCUGCCUCACCCCACCCCACCUCCACCUCAGCAUUACCGUUUGGAUGAUAUGGCCAUUGCCCACCACUACAGGGACUCCUAUCGACACCCCAGCCACAGGGACCUCAGGGACAGAAACAGACCUAUGGGGUUGCAUGGCACACGUCAAGAAGAAAUGAUUGAUCACAGGCUAACAGACAGAGAAUGGGCAGAGGAAUGGAAACAUCUUGACCAUCUCUUAAACUGCAUAAUGGACAUGGUAGAGAAAACAAGGCGCUCUCUCACUGUACUAAGGCGGUGUCAGGAAGCAGACCGGGAGGAGCUGAAUUACUGGAUCCGGCGAUACAGCGACGCCGAGGACUUAAAAAAGGGCGGCAGCGGUAGCAGCAGCCACUCCAGGCAGCAGAGUCCCGUCAACCCCGACCCAGUGGCAUUAGAUGCGCAUCGGGAAUUCCUUCACAGGCCUGCUUCUGGAUACGUGCCAGAGGAGAUCUGGAAGAAAGCUGAGGAGGCCGUCAACGAGGUGAAGCGCCAGGCGAUGACCGAGCUGCAGAAGGCCGUGUCCGAGGCCGAGCGGAAAGCCCAUGACAUGAUCACAACAGAGCGCGCCAAGAUGGAGAGGACGGUCGCCGAGGCCAAGCGGCAGGCCGCGGAGGACGCGCUCGCUGUUAUCAAUCAGCAGGAGGAUUCGAGUGAGAGUUGCUGGAAUUGUGGCCGUAAAGCGAGUGAAACCUGCAGUGGCUGUAACACAGCCCGAUACUGUGGCUCAUUUUGCCAGCACAAAGACUGGGAGAAGCACCACCACAUCUGUGGACAGACCCUGCAGGCCCAGCAGCAGGGGGACACGCCCGCUGUCAGCUCCUCCGUCACGCCCAACAGCGGGGCUGGGAGCCCGAUGGACACACCACCAGCAGCCACCCCGAGGUCGACCACCCCAGGGACCCCUUCCACCAUAGAGACAACCCCUCGCUAGACGUGGACUCAGAACUGUCGGAGGAAAGACGACACAACCAACACGAAACCAAUUCCUCAUCCUCAGAUGCUCAAAGUUGUUUUUUUGUUUGUUUGUUUAUAGAUAAACUAUCUUAUUUCAGUACUUCAGCAAGAGAGAACCUGACUGUAUCUUGAGGCGGUAGUAAAACAGAGGGCCAGUAACGGGUCGUAAUGACUUAUUGUGGAUAACAAAGAUAUCUUUUCCUUAGAGAACUGAAAAGAGAGCAGAGAAUAUAACAUGGAAAGAUAGAUUUGACCUCUUCCCUGUUAUUUUCCAGUAGCUGGGAUUUUAAACUAGAUGACCUCAUUAACCGAUGCUUUACCAAACAGCAAACCAAGAGAUUGCUAAUUGCUGUUGAAAGCAAAAAUGCUAACAUUAAAAGUCACAAUGUUCUUUAUAUACAAUAAUGGAAAAAAAGAGGAAAACUCUCAAGGGCAUGAGCAUUGGCUACAGCGGUAGACAUUUUAACGAGAAGAUGAAUGGCGUCCGUGGGUUGCUAACUGAACUUUGAAGACCCGCUGCAAAACGCGCAGAUGUGUAGCAUAUUGGAAGGAGACACAGAUGUUUUGUUCUUUCCUGUUUCUGAAAAGAAAUAAUAAUAUCCAGGUCAACAGAAGGAAAAAUGAAAGAUGAUUUGCAGUGGGAUGUAUGAAUACAGCAGCAAGAAAAAAAAAAUGCCAUAAUAUAAAAGGCUCCUUUUUAUAUAUAUAUACACACACACAGAAGUGAGACUCAGCCUGCAGUUAAUUAGCAUUCUGGCAGCUUUGACUUCAGCCGGCUGCCCUCAAUACCCCUUCAACGUUUCCUCACUUUUGCAAGGUUCCACAGAGUAAGACAUUGGGUCUAUUCCAGCUCAUUCAUUUUAUAUUGAAAAAUAAUUUUAAAAAAACGGUGGCUCCAGCUCCAGCCCCUUUCCAAAUUUUUUCAACCCCACCCUGUUUGAAUUUUUAAUUAAAAACUAGUAGUUCUCUUGGUGUUAAAACACUUCUGUCCUGUGAGGUUUCCCAAUGGUGUUUUUCUUGUGUGUUGGACAAAUGUGAAGAUGCAUUGUAGUUUAACCAUAUGCCCACAUUUAGUCUCUUUAUUCCUAGUUGGUGAGAAACCUGUAUCUUUCUAUGCUGCUUUUAUAUCUGUAUGUAUUAGUGAUAAUAUCUCUAGUAGUUCAGAAAAAAAAAAAAGAAAAAAAAAAAGACUCUUUUUUUUGGUUGUCCUCAAGAAAAGAAAAGAAAAAAGGCUAUCUUUCGGAGCUGCUAUUUCACUCUCUUAUAGGAUUUUUUUUCCUGAAAACCAGCAUGCUUCACGGAAUGCUAACAUAUUGGUGUUUUUGUAAGAGGGAUGUACAUAAAUGUAUUUUGCACUGUCACAAUGACUCCCUAGGCAUGCUUUUUUUUUCCUUUUUUUUUUUUUUUUUUUUUGGGCAAACUCUUUUUAAAUAUGCUAGAGCCAUUUCACCAAGUUUAGCUGUAGCAUAGAGUAGUAGUGGAAUUUUUCUUUCUUGCUUUCUUUUUUUUUGUUUAAAUCAUUAUUAGGGACUUUUUUAAAAAAAAAACAAGAUAUCCUACUUUAAAAAAAAAAAAGACAGUGCAUGCAUAUUGCUGUAAGGUUGUUUAAGUAUUUCUAAUUUUACAAAAGAAAAAAAAGAUAAAUCAUUAGAGCUCCAAAUGCUGAGGUGUAGACUGACAGCUUUAACACUGCUGAAUGCCAGGUUAUACAGUAUUCUUACAAAAAGGGAAGUCAGCCAAAGACUGAUCUGAUGGACCAAAAUCGGAAUUUUGAAAAGCACCAGUACUACUUUCCAAAUGAUCAGCAGGUUAAACAUGUUCAGCAAGGUAUAGUGUGAAUCCAUUAACCCUUCGUUGUCCAGGGUCCAGACCAGAACUACUUGUUAGUUUUGAACACAGUAGCCCAGGAUAUGGUUGUGUGCUUUAGGGAAAGCCAGCAGUGCUGCAGGCUGUGUAGACAACCAAAGUUUUCGAGGCUGGGAAGACACUCGCCACAUACAUACACACAUCAGGCAUUUAUUUCAAAAUCUAAAAUUGUCACUGCAGGCAGCGCUAACAAAAUGAUCCAUUAGCUUUGACUUUUUUUUUUUUAAAUGUAGCCCUUGGUUACAGUUUUAAAUGGCUUUUAAGUAUCUGCCGGAUCUUAUGGAGGCGAUCCUAAAUCAGUUUGCUUUAAGUACCUUAAACCUAACGUUUUUAGCCUUUUUUUCCCCUGUCUUUUCAUAUACAAGUUGGUUUAAAUUUUGUUUGGGUGGUGUUACUUUUUUUAAAUGGCUUUUUAGUUCAGAAAGUUCUGAUGAACAAAUAAAUACAUCUCUCUGCAUGUUGGAGGUCCAUUUGCCAGCACACCUGCUUACAGUGAAGUAAAAGCACAUAACCAGGCUCUGAAUGGGUUAUAUUUUAUCAUGGUGCUCCCAGAAUCCUUUGACCUCACUCUGCUUCUAGUCUGCUUGUGACACUGGACAGUCCUUUCUUACAGAGCUAUUAUAUGUUCUAGGCUACGAAGGGUUAAAUAAUCCCAAAAAUGAGGUAUGUCAUACCCACACGUCUUUCUCUCUAGAAGCUGUGAUGUAUGUGAAACAGCACUGUUAUUCUUAACACUAGUGUGUAAAAUAUGGAUUAGUACAGUACGUCUCAUUACUUUUAAUUCAGGGCACCCUGAGUGAAAACAAAUACAAAAAAUCCCUAACUCUGAGCUCUAUCUCUGAUUCCUCUUCCUCCCCCUCUUCCUCCUCCUCUUCCUCUCCUCCUGUUUUGCUACAUUCUCCUCAGUGGCAAAAAGUUUCACUCUACCUCUGACAGCAUGUAUAUUGCACCAGUAGCUAACAAAAACUGGUCUAGUCAAACCAAAUGGGCACAAAAGAACCAGGAUACCAAAAGUUAAGCUCAUACAGCUGCAAACCAUAUCACUUCUUGGUAACAAUGCAGACCUCAUAAACCUAAAGAAGAGAAAGAAAAGAAAACUUUUGUUACUUUCCUUUUUUGCUUGUCACUUAUAUACAGGCUAUGUGAGAGUAUAAUUUGUAGGUAUAACACAUUUUAAAAAAAGGUUAUCUUCAUUGGAUAGAAUUGAAUGGUGGUCGCUGAUAGGAAUAGGGCGUCCUCUCUUAUCUCUGUCUCGGACUCUUUUCUCUUUCUCUCUUUUCUGUCAUGAGACUGUGUGUGACAGGGCCUCCUGUCUUUUUAAUUUUUUCCUUAACUUUUUUUUUUUAAUGUGUAGGUGCAUGUCUUGGGGAUUUAAAAAUUUCAAGGCUGGUUUACUUAUGCAAAGCAUGCCUACGUCUGGAAUACUUAGGGAAAGAAAGCGACUCCAUGUUGUCCGAAUUCCUCAAGGGACAGAAAAUAAUUGGAGACUGUUGAAAUGCAGAUUUGAAGUAAUUUUUUUAAAAUAUUAUUUUGGGUUCUGCGACAUUGUGAAAAAUUCAAGUUGUUGUGCAAUACUUAAUUCAGACAUGUACCACAAGUUAAUGGUAGACUAACACUGGGGGGUGGGGUCUAGGCGUCAUGCUUUUGUCAGCAUACUCUUGAGCUUUUGAGUCUACUAUGUCUGAACUGUGGUUUCUUGUUUAUCCUUUUUUCCUUAGUUGGACUGUAAUGUAUGGUCUGUCAACCUGUGAAUCUUUAAAGUAUGAUUCAGGUAUUGUUGUAUUCUUUACUGUGUAAUAAAAAAGUUUAAAAAAAUCUGUAUUCUCUGCCUCCCUUAUCCUCAGUGUGUGCCACGGGUGUCCACCCAGCGGCCCUGGCCUGGGAGUCCAUCUGAAGUGCUUCCCUAGAGUUGAUUCAGUUGCAAAGCAUGCCUCUGAACAGGAAUUGGCUCAUCCAUGAUUGGUGAAUAGGGAAUGAUGUCAGAACAGUGCAAAAGUCAAGUUAGUUUAGGGGAGAUUAUUACCCAAGCAAGAGGAGCCAGAAGAGGGGGAGGAGAAUUACAACCUUCCAGAGGAAAGGAGAGCUUGGUUUGCUUAGUUUAGCUGCUGCAUAGGCAGGGCAACAGAGGCCCUUUUGGCUCCAUUUUGAUAAAAUGAGAAAUGAGUGCCUACAUCUGUGU
Molecule: messenger RNA, 10065 nt
Organism: Diceros bicornis minor
Lineage: Eukaryota; Metazoa; Chordata; Mammalia; Perissodactyla; Rhinocerotidae
Gene: RUNX1T1
Product: RUNX1 partner transcriptional co-repressor 1
Exons: 11
Coding region: 4264-5997 (577 amino acids)
Biological process (GO): negative regulation of DNA-templated transcription; DNA-templated transcription
Cellular component (GO): nucleus
Molecular function (GO): transcription corepressor activity
Source: RefSeq, a predicted model, not a curated record